AUGGCGGAAAGUCGACGCGAAGUGGGAGACGGAGCAGUGUGGUCGCUAUCUUCAGCUAAACCAGGCAACGGCGUAGAUCAGCUACGUGAUAACAACACGGACACAUACUGGCAGUCUGACGGCAUGCAGCCGCACGUUAUAAGUAUUCAGUUUCCUCGCAAGAUGACUAUCAAAGAGGUGGCACUUUAUAUGGACUAUAAGCUGGAUGAGAGUUAUACUCCAAAGAAAAUUGUCAUUCUCAGCGGCUCAACGGUGCACGACCUGAAAGAGAUCAACGUGCAGCACUUUGCAGAACCUGACGGCUGGGUUUUCAUCCCGCUACACGUGAUGGACGGAUCGAAGCAGGCCCCUCUGCGCACAUUUUUCUUGCAAAUCGUGAUUCUCGCUAUGCACCAAAACGGACGCGACACGCACAUCCGACAGGUAAAAAUCUACGCACCGCGCGAAACCCAAAUGCUCGACUGGUCAAUCUCAGAAUUCACUACGCCACAGUUUGCAGCAUACUCCUGUAUACGCUAA
Molecule: messenger RNA, 519 nt
Organism: Plasmopara halstedii
Lineage: Eukaryota; Oomycota; Peronosporomycetes; Peronosporales; Peronosporaceae
Product: anaphase-promoting complex subunit 10
Exons: 3
Coding region: 1-519 (172 amino acids)
Biological process (GO): protein K11-linked ubiquitination; anaphase-promoting complex-dependent catabolic process
Cellular component (GO): anaphase-promoting complex
Source: RefSeq, a predicted model, not a curated record